AUGUACUCGUGGAGGGAAGUAAGUGCUGAAACUAUUAAAAACUGUUUCAAAAAAGCGGGAUUCUGUGAGAAUGAGAUGGCAGCUCCUGUGGAAGAAGUUGCAAGUGAUUUGCAAGAGUUUCACCAAUUAAUAGGCAGUGAUUCUGUCACUUUUGAGGACUUUGUGGCUGUGGAUGACAACGUGGCAACCACAGGAGUACAAAGUAUUGAGGAGCUGACUGCAGAGAGAAGCUUGGAGAGUAAUAGUGAAAGUGACAGUGACAAGGAAGAAGAUCCUGUGCCCGCAUAUACUAAGGCAGCUGAAGCCUUUGAAACAUUCAGGAGGUACAUGAUGGCCCAUAGACUUGAGGACAGAACAGUAGUUCAACUUGCUCAUUUGGAGCAAGAAAUGAUUGCCAUAGAGUCUAGGAGAAACAGAAAACAAGCAAGCCUGCUUGAAUAUUUAAAAAAAGUAUGUUAUUUUCAGAUUGCUUAG
Molecule: messenger RNA, 474 nt
Organism: Schistocerca gregaria
Lineage: Eukaryota; Metazoa; Arthropoda; Insecta; Orthoptera; Acrididae
Product: tigger transposable element-derived protein 4-like
Exons: 1
Coding region: 1-474 (157 amino acids)
Cellular component (GO): chromosome, centromeric region
Molecular function (GO): chromatin binding; DNA binding
Source: RefSeq, a predicted model, not a curated record